Messenger RNA from Eruca vesicaria subsp. sativa (arugula), 2602 nucleotides. Lineage: Eukaryota; Viridiplantae; Streptophyta; Magnoliopsida; Brassicales; Brassicaceae. The record is from the annotation of a GenBank genome assembly.
UGGGAAGACGAAUCCAUUAGUUUCAAUCUCCCUUGAAGAAUCUCGCAGGCAGCUCCAACACCAUAAGCUACAACAACUACUCAACUUAACGGUGUUCUUCAGAGAAAUGACACCCGCAAAGCAAAUUAGUAAACUUUCAAGUUCAGCAAAAUCCUUUAUUCUCAGUGGAUCGAGAUUAAAUGCAGCUAAUGGGAGUUCUCGUCCAUACACUGAUGAUGAACCUUUUGUCUCCAGACGCCAGCAACUUAGAAAUCAAGCUGCACAGACUGAAAAAACACAGUCUAAUACUGUCCUCAAUCCUUCUGUAGUUGCAAGUAUAUCACCAGGAGAGGCAAGUAACCAUGUUGUUCCUAAGAAGGUUGAUGAUUCUGGUCGGCCAUCUCUAUUGCCGAGUAAACCACUUUCGGUUAGUUAUGCAUCAGCAGUCAUUGGAAAGGAGGAGGAAGCUUCUUCAGCACCUUUUGGGGACCAGAUUUUUAGGGCAGGUGUUAAGGCGGUAAACAUUCUGUCGGAUUUAGCAAACUGUAAGCUUCCUUCAUUUGAUGGAGGAAGUGAAGUAUAUGGAUUGCCGAAAAGCUUUAUGGUGGAUCCAACUCGGCCUAUUACAAGUGUCAAGUCUUCUAAUGUGAAAGCUAUAGGAAGAGACUUUGCCAAAGCUUACCCUGGUUCAUCUUCAAAAGAGAGCAAAACUAGAAAUCAUAAUCGCAACUUCCAAGGGGGUAAGGAAGCUGCGCGAGGUGUAAUUGUUAAAGAGUUCAAACAAGUUUCAAAACCGACAACAAGUAACACAUCUAGUAACAGGACAAGCAUGCUGCAAAGAAACAAUAUUGUUUCGAACGAGUUUGUGCCAAAGUCAAACGGUUUCAGCAAAUCUUCAACAGGAAGGCAGCAUUGUAAUACCGGACACGUUGUGGAGAAUGUUUGCAGCGUUUUGAAAAGCUUCAGAUGGGGCCCUGCUGCCGAAGAGGCCCUAGAGAAACUCCGCGAUGAGAAGAAGAUUGUGAUGAAUCCACGCCAAGCAAACCAAGUCCUUAUGCAGAUGAAUGACUAUGGAAGCGCUCUUGGUUUCUUCUACUGGUUGAAAAGACAACCUGAGUUUAAGCACGAUGACUACACCUACACCACUAUGCUUGGUAGCCUCGGCCGCGCUAAACAAUUCGGCGCGAUAAACAAGCUCCUAAACGAGAUGGUUAGAGAAGGAUGUCGGCCAACUAUAGUAACCUAUAACCGUCUUAUCCACAGCUAUGGCCGAGCCAAUUACUUGAAGGAAGCUAUGAAUGUGUUUAAUCAAAUGCAAAAGUCUGGAUGCGAGCCUGACCGUGUAACGUACUGUACACUUAUAGACAUUCAUGCCAAGGCUGGAUUUCUGGACAUUGCCAUGGAUAUGCACCAGAGAAUGAACGCAGCAGGUAUUGAAACUGACACUUUUGCAUACAGUUUGAUAAUAAACUGCCUUGGAAAAGCUGGGCGUCUACCAGCUGCGCACAAGCUCUUUUGUGAGAUGGUUGACCAGGGCUUUAAACCUAACUUGGUCACCUACAACAUCAUGAUCGACUUGCAUGCCAAAGCGAGAAACUAUCAGAGCGCGUUGAAGCUUUACCGUGACAUGCAAGCCGCUGGGUUUAAGCCUGAUAAAGUGACUUAUAGCAUUAUGAUGGUGGUGCUCGGACACUGUGGAUAUCUUGAGGAAGCAGAAGCUGUUUUCGCCAAGAUGCAGGAGGAGAACUGGAUUCCUGAUGAGCCGGUUUAUGGUCUUCUUGUGGAUCUGUGGGGGAAAGCUGGUAAUGUGGAGAAGGCAUGGCAAUGGUAUCAGGCAAUGCUUCAUGCUGGUCUGCUACCUAAUGUUCCUACAUUCAAUUCCCUUCUUAGCACCUUCCUUAGGGUUAACAAGAUAACUGAAGCUUAUGAGUUGUUACAAAACAUGCUGGCUAUGGGUUUACGCCCAUCUUUGCAGACAUACACGUUACUCUUGAGUUGUUGUACAGAUGGUAGGUCAAAACUUGACAUGGGUUUCUGUGGUCAGCUAAUGGCAAGCACUGGUCAUCCAGCACACAUGUUUCUCCUCAAGAUGCCAUCUGCUGGUCCUGAUGGACAAAACGUGCGGAAUCAUGCGAGCAGCUUCUUGGACCUCAUUCACAGCGAGGAUAGAGAAAGCAAGCGAGGACUAGUGGACGCAGUAAUUGACUUUCUACACAAGUCAGGGCUAAAAGAAGAGGCGGGGUCUGUUUGGGAAGUUGCAGCGCAGAAGAACGUUUUUCCUGAUGCGUUAAGGGAGAAAAGCAGUAGUUACUGGCUUAUCAAUCUUCAUGUAAUGUCAGAGGGAACUGCAAUAACCGCGCUGUCUAGGACACUUGCUUGGUUCCGUAAACAGAUGUUAGUCUCAGGAACUGGCCCUGCUCGGAUUGAUAUAGUAACUGGUUGGGGAAGACGUAGUAGAGUUACUGGUACAUCAAUGGUGAGACAAGCCGUUGAAGAGCUGCUGAACAUGUUUGGUUCACCGUUUUUCACGGAGAGUGGAAACUCAGGUUGUUUCGUUGGAUGUGGUGAGUCUCUCAACAGAUGGUUGCUUCAGUCUUAUGUUGAGAGGAUGCAUUUGCUGUGA